AUGCCACAGAGCGACUCCACAAAUUCCGUAAUAAAUCUCACUUGUCAAGAGACGGAAAGCGAAUUCACAGCUCGAAUGAAAUUAACUGCCGCAUAUGGAACUUUGAUGGGAGCAGCACCGGUCAGGCCGAGGGAUCCAACUCGGAUGUAUAUCUCAAACCAUGCGCUGUGUUCAACGAUCCUUUUCGACGGGGCCGAAAUAAACUUGUGCUUUGUGAAACCCUCAGAAACGAACAAACGAUAUGAGUGCGCAAAGGCCAUGGAACAAGUGAAAGAACACAAACCCUGGUUUGGAAUUGAGCAAGAGUACACCCUCAUGGAAGUCGACGGCCUUCCUUUAAAUUGGCCAAAGUCGGGGUUUCCCCCUCCACAAGGUCCGUAUUACUGUUCAGUUGGAACCGGCAAGGCCUAUGGUCGUGAUAUACCCGAAGCACACUAUCGGGCGUGUAUGUACGCCGGUGUGAAGAUUGCAGGAACGAAUGCGGAAGUUAUGCCAUCUCAGUGGGAAUUUCAGAUAGGACCAUGUGAAGGUAUAGCUGCGGCGGACCACUUAUGGGUGGCACGAUUCAUUCUGCACAGAAUAGCUGAAGACUUUGGUGUCGUUGUCAGCUUUGAUCCCAAGCCGGUGUCUGGAGACUGGAAUGGUUCCGGAGCACACACGAAUUAUUCCACCGUGGAAAUGCGCUCCCCACCGAAUGGAUUAAAAUUCAUUGAAGAGGCCGUGGCAAAGUUAUCACUGAAACACGCGGAACACAUCGCCGCGUACGACCCUCAUCAAGGCUUGGACAACUCGCGACGGCUAACUGGUCUGCAUGAGACGAGUAGCAUUUCCGGGUUUUCUUCAGGUAAGAAUCACACCACUUUGACUCUGCGUUCGGUUUUUCGCUUGAAUUGCGUCGCAAAUCGUGGAAGCAGUAUCCGCAUCCCCCGCCAGGUUGCUGACGAUGGUUAUGGGUAUUUGGAAGAUCGUCGGCCGUCGGCUAACUGUGAUCCAUACAGCGUGACUCGUAUGCUCGUCCAGACCACAUGUCUCGAAUGA
Molecule: messenger RNA, 1038 nt
Organism: Opisthorchis viverrini
Lineage: Eukaryota; Metazoa; Platyhelminthes; Trematoda; Opisthorchiida; Opisthorchiidae
Exons: 7
Coding region: 1-1038 (345 amino acids)
Cellular component (GO): cytoplasm
Molecular function (GO): glutamine synthetase activity
Source: RefSeq, a predicted model, not a curated record